Messenger RNA from Capronia epimyces CBS 606.96, 687 nucleotides. RefSeq lists its product as uncharacterized. The transcript has 2 exons. NCBI's taxonomy places the organism in Eukaryota, Fungi, Ascomycota, Eurotiomycetes, Chaetothyriales, Herpotrichiellaceae. The coding region runs from base 1 to 687 and encodes 228 amino acids. The record is from RefSeq and is a predicted model, not a curated record.
AUGGCGCCAGCAACAGAAAUCUGCUUUCUACCCCUCAAAGAGGAGAGUUAUCCCGACGAUGCUACCAGUACUGCCGGGCAGAAGUUCAAGAGCAUCUUAGAGACAAUCCUAGCUCAGGACGGCGCUCAGCGACUGUAUUGGGGCCCACAAGUUGAACAUCCUUCCAUCUAUAAUCUCUUCAUCGACUGGGACAGCAUUGGACACCAUGAGAAGUUCAUUGCGUCUGACGCGUAUAAGCCAUUCUCCGGCGAGAUCGGGGCCUUCUUGUCGGGCCCGCCUCGUUUCUACCAUGUUCACUUUGACCCUCAUCCGCCCACUGUGGCUCUGGCCGAUGGCGGUCCCUUUGCCACGGAGUUCAUCACCUUUUACUUCCCGGCCGAUUACUCGGAAGAGGACCAAAAAGCGGUCGAAGAACGUGUUAAAAAGCUCGUUAAAGUCAUCGAAGGGACUGCGAAGGGGUUCAAAGGCUCGGCGGGCGGUUGGGUCGCCGAAGAGCUUGAUCUUCCUGACGGCUCCGCGAAGGCCAAAGCCUUCAUCGGCCUCCUUGGAUGGGAAAGUGUCGAGGCGCAUUUGAAGUUCAGAGGGACACAGGCUUUCAGUGACAACAUCCAUUUGUUGAGAGAGGCAAAAGACCUGAAAAAACUAGCUGUCUUUCACGUAUCUUCUAAGGAAGCACAUAAAGUGUGA